AUGGGCACCUGCUCAAAGUGUUCAAAAUCCUUUAAGGAACUUUAUGUGUGCGAGGACUGUAAGUCUGCACAUUGUACAACAUGUAGUGAACUUACGGCCACAGAGCAGAGAGUUAUGGAACUUAAGAAGAAAACAUUGAUUUUUCGAUGUGGAGACUGUAGUUUCACUACUAUUGAUUUAAAUCUUUGCAAAGUUCAAAUAGAACAUCUUAAAAAAGAAAUAUUGUUAUUAAAAGAUCAAAUAUUGGAUAAAACUACAAUCAUAAAUGAUAAAAUGAAAAUAAUAACAUUGCAAGAAGAAAAGUUAGUAAAUAAACAACAAGAACACAAUAACCAAAAAACAAUAACAAAGAAAAAAGAAAAAUCAUCAAGUCAAUCACAUCAAGAUCCACUAAUAAAUGAAAAUAGAGAAAUACAACCCAAUGCAGAAAAACUGUAUAGCACAGCCACCAAAUCUUCAUAUAAAGAUAUAAUUGAUGCACAAAAAACAAAAAUGAAUGAAUUAAUAAAUAUAAACAAAGACACUCACAAAGAGAAAAAACUGGCUCAAAAAACAUCUGAACUAAAGAAGAUCAGCUAUGGAUCAAAUAAGUCAGGAAAUAAAUUUCAAGGUACACCCAAAAAAGUUUGGCUUUUUAUAUCAAGGGUCAACAAAGACGUGGUAAAGGAGGACAUAACUCAGUUUCUUAAUGAUAAAGACAACUUAAAAGAAAGAGAGUUUAUCAUAGAGGAAGUUGAGGUCAAUAGGAAAACUACAAAAUGUUUUAAAAUUGGCGCCGAUUAUGAUCUGUUAGAGGAAAUAUAUAAACCGGACUUUUGGCCAAGUGGUAUAGGCUAUAGCAGAUACUAUUUUUCUAGAGAGGACCAAAAUAAAGUGCACGCGGUACCCCCCCCUACGCGCCUCCUCGUCCCGCAGGGAUACACCUGCGAGAUACGGAACACACAAACACAAUACGAUGUGAACCAAAGUUCCUCAAAAAAAUCUUACUCAACAGUCCUUAAUGAACAACAAUUUCCUAACAAACACCAAGCUAUUGUCUUUAGUUCUAUUGAUGGAAUUAAAAUCCAUGAGUACAUUCUAGCUUUGGGAGAAAAAGUUGGCCCUAAAAGGAUACUCUUUUCAUCAAGAAUCUCCAACAAUAGAAUUUGUAUAUAUCUCUCCAGUAAAGAAAUCGCUGACAAAUUCAUUAAUGAACAUGGAUCUAUAAUUAUUAACAAUGAAAUAAUUCAAGCAAGAAAGUUAGUAACACCUUCACAGCGUAUAGUUUUGUCAAAUGUAAGCCCCACAAUACCCCAUACAGCUCUGGCUACCGAACUAGGAAAAAUGGGACUAACCUUAAUGUCGCCGAUAACCUUUUUACGCAUAGGUAUUCCCAACCCUGAAUACUCUCACAUCCUAAGCUUUAGAAGACAAGUAUAUAUUGCACCUCAAAAUUGUUCUAUACCUGACUCAAUAGUCAUCACGGAUGAAAAUACGCCUUAUAGAAUUUUUAUCACCCAAGAUGGACUUACUUGCUUUAAAUGCAAGCAACAAAACCAUCUAGCUGCAAACUGCCCAAAUUCUGCCCCUGAAAAUAUAGAAGAAGUAACUCAUGCCACCGUUCCAGAGAACCCAAUCAAUAUACUAUCACAAAAUAACACCAUCAAUCAAACACCCAAUAUCAAUGAAAAUUCUAUCAUAGAAUCACCAACUGGAUCGAAAAGAUCCAUAUCAACUGUUCUUACCCCACCAUUAGAAGACAACCCAAAAAGCCAAACCGAACCUUUUAUAAAACCAAAAGAAACAGCCCAGAAAAAACUUAAAACUAGACAACACUCAGAUAUAUCUACCAAAACAGUUGAACAACUUAUGGAACCAGUUAAAAAGUUUGUUGAAGAAAACAAAUUCGCCUUGAAUUUUGAACAAAUCACUGAUUUUUUUGAAAACGUGCAUGGCUCCCCAGACCCGUUAAGUUGUGCGAAACAAUACACCUCUGAUAUUCAUGACCUCAUCGUAAUGUUAACUCUAAUAUACCCACAUUUUACAGAACGAAGCAUAAAAACCAGAUGUACAAAAAUUCGCAACAAGUUAUCGGAACAGAUAAAAGUAAAGGAUAUAGUAUUUAAUCGGGACCGAUUUGAUUUGCCCUACAAAAUAUCCGGUUCGAUACCGGAUGCGGCUAGGGCAGGAUGUAAAAUGCUCGACAUCGUCCGGGACGGACUCUUUCCGCCUCUGAUUAGGGCACUGGAUGCGGCUCUGAUUAGGAAAAUCAAUCAAAUCGGAAAAAUGCUAUCUGAUGCGAAAUCCAUAACCUAA
Molecule: messenger RNA, 2295 nt
Organism: Brassicogethes aeneus
Lineage: Eukaryota; Metazoa; Arthropoda; Insecta; Coleoptera; Nitidulidae
Source: the annotation of a GenBank genome assembly